CACGAGCGUUCAUCCACACGGAUAUUCACAGUUUAAUGUUCCAAACAACGUUAUGGGAGACAUGUCUCUGAUGCAACCCACCGCUGCCAUGGAUCCUUAUUAUUAUAUGAAUUCAGCGUAUCCACGGCAACCAUUACAAUACCACAUGUACGCACCUCUUUUACCGCACAUCUCAAACCUACAUCCACACCAAAAAACACUUCAAUCCUUCUUCAUCCCUGAAAAUCUACGGGAACAAUUGUUCAAAAGGAACGAAGCUACUAUCGUAUCUACGCCAGCCCGCGAGGUUGGUCUUCCCCUUGAAGUUCAUGUUUAUCAUUCUCUGUGUCUUCUUGAAGACAAACCAGGUUCAUUUUUUGGUCAUUCUUCAUGGGUAUACAAAGCAACAAGUAGAGUAGAUGGAAAAUCAUAUGCAUUAUUGCGAAUUGAAGGAUUUAGGUUAGUAAAUGAACUUGCAAUGAAGGCAGUCGAAAGUUGGCGCCAGAUCAAGCACUGUAGUGUGGUGUCUAUCAGAGAAGCAUUUACUACUCGCGCAUUUGGAGAUUCAUCCCUUAUUUUUGUUUAUGAUUAUCAUCCAUGUGCCAUGACCUUAUUUGAUGCUCAUUUUUCGCCUCAGGCACAUACGGCUAUGAUGGCUCAACGCCAAGCCAUUGGUAGCAACACAAUGCUUGUGCCAGAGACUACAUUAUGGAGUUAUAUUACACAGAUUACAUCUGCACUAAAAGUGAUUCACACUGCUGGUCUAGCUUUACGUACACUUGAGCCCAGUAAAAUUUUGAUGACCGGAAAGAACCGGUUACGACUUAAUUGCUCAAGUAUAUUUGAUGUCUUACAAUACGAUGGGGGACAAAACUUGGCACGCUAUCAACAAGAGGAUUUGCUAUCUUUUGGAAAGUUGGUUGUUGCAUUGGCAUGCAACUCGCUCCAGUCAUAUCACAAUCUGCCGAGUUCAUUUGAAUAUAUAUCAAGGUUUUAUUCACCUGAACUUAAGAAUGUGGUAUUGUAUCUGCUGAGCAAACCUCUUCCCACAAAGAACAUUGAUGAAGUAGUGACCUUAAUUGCACCUGGAUUAUUGCAUGAGGUCAAUUGUAGCCAAUAUUAUACAGAUACUUUAGAAAGCGAAUUGAGUCGUGAGUUGGAGAAUGGACGACUUGUACGUUUGAUGAGUAAACUAGGGUUUGUCAACGAACGACCAGAAUUUGAUGAUGAUCCACGGUGGGCAGAGACUGGAGAUCGAUAUCUUAUCAAACUCUUCCGAGACUAUGUUUUUCAUCAAGUGAACAAUAAUGGUGUACCUGUGGUUGAUAUGGCUCAUGUCCUGACUUGUCUCAACAAACUUGAUGCAGGUGUAGACGAGAAGAUAAUGCUCGUAUCUAGAGAUGAGCAAUCGUGCCUGGUAGUGAGUUACAAGGAAGUCAAGAACUGUAUCUCAUCUGCCUUUAAUGACCUAUCCUCGACUCGAAAAUAGAAAUAUUACAUGUACAAAAAAAAGUAUUUGAUUUUCUCCAUCAUUUUUUUUUAUAAAAUAUAUUUAUAUUUAUAUUUAUAUAUAUAUUUAUAUACAAGACAAUAAAAAAUAUAAAAUAU
Messenger RNA from Phycomyces blakesleeanus NRRL 1555(-), 1587 nucleotides. RefSeq lists its product as hypothetical. The transcript has 11 exons. NCBI's taxonomy places the organism in Eukaryota, Fungi, Mucoromycota, Mucoromycetes, Mucorales, Phycomycetaceae. Gene Ontology annotation, molecular function: poly(A) binding; protein kinase activity; ATP binding. The record is from RefSeq and is a predicted model, not a curated record. Gene Ontology annotation, biological process: nuclear-transcribed mRNA poly(A) tail shortening; mRNA processing; protein phosphorylation. Bases 53 to 1468 code for a protein of 471 amino acids. Gene Ontology annotation, cellular component: P-body; PAN complex.